AUGGAGCUCCUUACUGUGCUAAUAUACUAUAUCCUCUUCAUCAUCAUCUCCUCGACCACCGCUAUGAUGCCGCUGCGAAAUCACCCACGCGGGUUCGUCCUUGACGACUUCUGUAGAAGAUCCGUCAACAGUCUUGGUGCAUGGCAUGGCCCUGGCGAGAAUCUUAUGAUCGAAUACGACCAAGAUGACGACGAUGACUGUCUCAUACGACUAUCCCCUUCUAAUCCCGACCACAAUUAUCAUACCCAGUUCUCCUACUCCUGUUUCGACCUCUCCAGGCAUCGAAAGAUGUUCCUUCACGUCAAGUAUUCCGGCAGCGACGCGUUCACUAUUUCGCUAUAUCAACACAAUGCGGCCUGUAACCAAUGGCGUGCUCCAUUUCCAGGGACAUUCGAUAGCGUCGAAGCAUCUCGCUACACAACCGAUGACGGAGGAGACAUCUACGUUCCUUUGUCCCAUUUCUACAUCAACCUCGAACGAGCAUCAUCAGUUGCUUUUCAUGGCUUUUACACGAGCGAAGAAACUGUUCUUCACAAAGUCGAGAUUCUUCAGCAUUUACCCGACGAUGUCAAUAUACCUAGAAAGCUGCCAACAGGGACAAUGGUUUUGAACUGCAAGAGACCAAACUCUUUUGCGUUUGGCAUUGAUGACGGUGACCCAGCACUGGCGCAAGAGGUUAUGGAGAUACUUGAGGAUGAAGACAUCAAAGUCACCUUUUUUGUUGUUGGGAGAGGAUUGAAGGAUCCAAGCACUAAUUUCACGAAUUUGUAUUCUGAGAUGCUUGAGAAAGGUCAUCAGAUUGCGUUGCAUUCUGAUACACAUCCAAAGAUGGAAGGUCUGCAGUCGGAAGAUGAAAUUGAUGAUGAGAUUACAGGUGGGCAGCACGCUCUCAAGGAUCUUCUUGGAGUUGAAUCUCGAUACUUUCGCCCUCCUUACGGCACCGUCGGAGCCCGGAUGAGAGAACGACUAGCGACCCAUAUCGAUGACCCGUACAUCGUCAACUGGAGUGUGGACGUUGAGGACUGGCUAUGGGCAAAUACCGAUGAACCCUGGCGGCAAUUGAAAGCAUUCCGUCGCGACGUUGAGCGAGGGGGAGACCUGGUAGUGAUGCAUUACCUCACCUGGAGUACGGUCAAAUACUUUCGAGAUUUUAUAGAUAUUGUUAAACAGAAAGGCAAGCAGAUUAUGAGGAUUGAUCAGUGUAUGAUGGAUGCCGAUGCUCCUGAAUUAUCGAGUGUGGAGUCAUGGAAUGAGCAUAGGGAGUCGAAGAUACUACGAACACAGUUUCAUAGCCAACCUGAACAUGAAGGUGAUUCGGGAGAUGAGGAAUGGGAAUGA
Talaromyces marneffei is the source of this 1338-nucleotide messenger RNA. RefSeq lists its product as uncharacterized. Lineage: Eukaryota; Fungi; Ascomycota; Eurotiomycetes; Eurotiales; Trichocomaceae. The transcript is spliced from 3 exons. Gene Ontology annotation, molecular function: hydrolase activity, acting on carbon-nitrogen (but not peptide) bonds. Gene Ontology annotation, biological process: carbohydrate metabolic process. Bases 1 to 1338 code for a protein of 445 amino acids. The record is from RefSeq and is a predicted model, not a curated record.